CAAAUGUAUACACGUCAUUUUUAUGUUUUUUUUUUAUCAGAACAGAAAACAGAAUCAGAAAAUCGAAAAUUAUCCUGUUUUGUUAAAAUUAUAAUUAAAUAUACAAAAUAAACUGAAACUGUUGUAUUUUAAACCAAAUUAAACUGUUUAAAAAGUAUUAAAAAUGGUCUAUAUAUCUAAGGAUGGACAAGUCCUUGACUAUAAACCAUGGACAGUCGAUAGAUUUCUUGGAAUGUUUACGGGCUUCUUUGUUUUUAUUGGGACCUUUUUCCGUACGUUGUUAAAACCUUUACUUGAUCCGCAAAACAGUGGAAGUGGUGGACGCGAUAGUCGUGGGAGUAGUUGGGGAAGUGGUGGAGGUGGAGGCGGCGGCGGCGGUGGAGGAGGUGGUGGUGGCGGUGGCGGUCGGUUCCGUCCCAAGUACGAUGGCUUACGUCCUAAUCGAAAAAUUGGACGCAUAGUCCAUACACAAUCCACCUGUCCAGGUGGAGGCUGCGGACGUUGAUCUAGCCGUCGUCGUCAAACGUGUUUCUGUAGCACGUUAAUUGCGCUGGUGUCCUGUCAUUUGUUAAAGCAAUUGACAGCCUUCCCUUGGGAAGUGCUUGUCUGUAUGACGAGCUGUUCGUAAACUCAAUCUAAAGAGAAGAGCAGCUCCGAAGAAAAUGUUCUUUAAUAAAUGGCUGCCCCAGUCGAUAUAUUUUACAAUGCCCCGUCAUCGUAUUUGUAUCUAACUAAUCUUCCCUUUAGAGUUUUUUUCUGACGUAUAACAUUUUAAAAUUUAAUUUCUUUCAUUUUGAAUAAAAAUAUAAUAUAUUUUAGCAUUGCAA
This is a messenger RNA of Eupeodes corollae, 827 nucleotides long. RefSeq names its product glycine-rich selenoprotein-like. The record is from RefSeq and is a predicted model, not a curated record. Gene Ontology annotation, biological process: endoplasmic reticulum calcium ion homeostasis; calcium ion transport. The transcript has 2 exons. Gene Ontology annotation, cellular component: Golgi apparatus; endoplasmic reticulum membrane. The coding region runs from base 164 to 505 and encodes 113 amino acids. Lineage: Eukaryota; Metazoa; Arthropoda; Insecta; Diptera; Syrphidae.